CGCUUUCGGCGAAGGAGGUUUCGUAGUAAUAAAUUUUAGUGUUGUUUUAACUCUUGUUUAGUACGCAUUGUGAAAAAUAUUGAGCUUUUAUCGAUAAAAAUAAUAAAACUCGAAGACUAUAUUUGAUAAAAAAUAAGUGAAUGUUUUAUCAAAGACUUGGGUAUUUAUGCAAUUGCAGUGUUGAUAGUGAUAAUUAUUGUUGAUAGUGCUUAAAUCUGUUUAUGAUGCACGUUGGUUGGGACGCAGCAGCCAUGGGCCCGACAGCAUUCGAGCAGCAGUGGAUGCCGAUGCAAGUCAAAUCCGAACCCCGCGAUAUCCAGCACAGUGAGCCUUUCCAUUCAACUGAAAGCAGUAGCAGUCGCGAUUCCAACCCCAAUAGUCCCCAAAGCAUGGACAGCAUUGAAUCUCACCACCAGCAAAUGCCUAAUGCAUACUACGAUCCUAGUGCUCAUUAUCGUAUGCAAAGCACAAAUCCUAUGAUGCAACACCAGUUCAAUCCAUUGACGCCUCCAAAUUUUGAUACGCCGAAAUUAGACCGCCUUUUGGGUGCCUACCACCAACACUUGUCAGCAGCAGCCUGCUUGCCUCUGCAAGCGCCGACUCCUCCAAAAUCUCCAUCUGGAAUUCUUCCAGAAACCCCAGAAUUGACGGCCAAUGAAAACAGCUGUGGGGAGAGUGAACAUUCCGACGAUGGACCUAAAGAUGAAGGUGAUAAUAAGCAUUUGAAUUAUGAUUCGGGUGAAGACAAUGAUGAUUUAUUGAGCACGCCGAGAAUUAAUUCGCACGGCAAAGUGAAGACUUUCAAAUGCAAGCAAUGUGAUUACGUGGCUGUAACUAAGACUGAUUUCUGGAAGCACAUCGAACAGCACAUUAAACCUGAGAAGAGAUUGUACUGUCCGAAAUGCCCGUUUGUUACUGAAUACAAACAUCAUCAGGAAUAUCAUUUACGUAAUCACACCGGUUCCAAACCUUUCCAAUGUAAUAAAUGCCGUUACAGUUGUGUGAAUAAAUCUAUGUUGAAUUCACACAAAAAAUCGCAUUCAAACGUUUACCAAUAUCGAUGCGCUGACUGCAACUACGUCAGUAAGUAUUGUCAUUCAUUGAAAUUACACUUGAAAAAAUACAAACAUCAACCCGCUAUGGUUUUGAACCAAGAUGGUACGCCGAAUCCAUUGCAAAUCAUCGAUGUUUAUGGCACAAGAAGAGGACCUAAAGCCAGACCAACUCCAAACAGGGAUGAUAUGCCGCAGCAAAUGUCCAUACAAACUACACCCGUUAGCCGUUUACAACAAUUGCAACAAGAAGAGCAGCAAAAUUUGGCUAACGUUCAUCAACAGCAAAUGUUCCAGAAUCCAUUUGCCGGAAUUCCGUUCCCAUAUGGACCUUUGCUCACUGCCUUCCCAGGUUUCCAAAAUCUGAUGUUCAAUAACAACAAUAUUGAACCUAUGUUAUCGUCCGGUAAGACAGAACAACAGCCUUCGGAAAUGCUACCCAGAGAGAAUCAGGAAAAUCAAAUUCUUCCUAAACCGGUGGAACAUGAAUUCAUGAGAACGCAGCUGGUGCAACCUCCACAGAAAACACCCACUCAAAAUAUCAUUAUUGACGAACCUGUAGAUAUGUCGCCGAAAAGAACCGCCGUUACACCAGUAGUUUCUUCACCAGCAUCAACAUCUGCUGAAUCAGCAUUAGAUUUGACGCGCACUACUAAAGAUGGAAGUCAAUCAAAUAAUUCUACAUCCAAAAAUAGACGAAAGGGUAAAGCUUUCAAAUUAGACCGUUUAGCAACACAGAGUCAAUAUUCUAGUGAAGAUGAAGACUCUAGCGUGACUCAAUCUCCUGUUAAAGUUAAAGUUGAAGAAGAACCAAUAAGAGUCGAAGGUGAAGAUGAAGUUGCUGCAGCUUCCACAAAAGCACCAGAAGUUUUUGAAUGUCGCUACUGCGAAAUGGUUUUCAAACAUGAAGUACUUUACACAAUGCACAUGGGAUACCAUGGCUACAAAGAUGCAUUUGCUUGCAACAUGUGCGGUGAAAGAUGUGGUGACAGGGUUUCAUUCUUCAUGCACAUAGCUCGUAAUCCACAUGUCUGA
Molecule: messenger RNA, 2087 nt
Organism: Ctenocephalides felis (cat flea)
Lineage: Eukaryota; Metazoa; Arthropoda; Insecta; Siphonaptera; Pulicidae
Product: protein hunchback-like
Exons: 3
Coding region: 222-2087 (621 amino acids)
Biological process (GO): regulation of transcription by RNA polymerase II
Cellular component (GO): nucleus
Molecular function (GO): DNA-binding transcription factor activity, RNA polymerase II-specific; RNA polymerase II transcription regulatory region sequence-specific DNA binding
Source: RefSeq, a predicted model, not a curated record